Spirometra erinaceieuropaei is the source of this 2535-nucleotide messenger RNA. The record is from the annotation of a GenBank genome assembly. NCBI's taxonomy places the organism in Eukaryota, Metazoa, Platyhelminthes, Cestoda, Diphyllobothriidea, Diphyllobothriidae.
AUGGCUCCUCUUCAAGACCUCCACGAUCGCUACUGCUCGUUUAUACACCGGACUGCGGACAAGAUUCGUCUAACAAAACAUACAGUUAUCACGCAGCUAAUAGCUGAAACUCUCGGGACUCUUCUGCUCAUCUUUUAUGGCGACGGAUCUGUGGCUCAGAAAUUCCUCGGCUCAAGUAAACUGAAUCAGUUUCUCACUGUCAGUCUCGGUUGGGGUGCUGCCGUGACAGUAAGCAUUGUAGUCACCGGAAAGGCCUGUCCAGCCAUUCUGAAUCCGGCCGUCGCCGUUUCCAACACAAUCAUCGGCGCUUUGCGAUGGUCUCUGCUGCCUGUAUACAUACUACUUGAAUUCCUUGGAGCCUACUUGGGAGCUGGCCUAGUACUGGCUGUAUAUAACGCAAAAAUAUGUGAAUAUGCGAAAAACGAAGAUGGUGGACAAUUCUUGACGAACAGUACGGGUGGCAUUUUUGUGGCCAAUAAGGGCUCAAGUGUUGGAACGGCGGUGGUAGACCAGAUCGUUACAACCGCCAUCCUCGUAUUUGGCAUUUAUGCCAUCACUGAAGAUAGACUGGUUAAGAAGUCCCCCUUCACUACGCCUGCCGUGGUGGGAAUGGUGGUGUUCCUGGCUGUCGGCACCUACACAGCAAACGCUAGUUCAGCUCUGAACCCAGCUCGAGACUUUGGUCCUCGUCUGUUGCUCCUUUCAACUUGUAAGUUUUUGUUAAAUUUUGAAAUAUUUAAAUUUUUUCGAAUGGAAAUAUUUAAUUAGGCAAAAAUGAAACACUCGGUAAGCAGAAACGGAGCUGGAAGUAGAGUCCCGUGGGAUAGGAUACUAAAAUUACGGUUAAAAGUAACCUUAGCGUGCGUCCGUAUUUGUAAUUGUCGAUGCAUAUACAAACUCAAUCCUAUUUCUCACAUUCAUUUUGCAGGCAGCUGUGUCUCUAAAUUUGGAACUUGAAGGAAAGCAGCAAUUUGGUUUUGACAGGCGUGCAAACAGGAGGAUAGUCGGGAGACUGUUAGUAUUAUAGUUGUUGCUUUAUAUGAAAAUAUUCGCAGAUGUCGAGUGCAAGGCCUAAUGUGGUGUUUUGCUCUUAAAGCACUUCAUGGGCAAUAAGAAACUUUUGGGAUAUAAAUAGUAGCAGAUAAAUUAAAAAUCAUAACGAACAAGUACAGUGCUCAUUAUAGGAUUUGCAUAAAUUAGUGUGCAGUUGAUGCCUUCCCGAAGGGAACAAUUUUACAAACUUACUUCGCAACACGGAGAAAAUCAACGACAAUUUUGCACAUGAGCUUUAUGGGAUAGGAUAAAUUCACUUAAUCAUACGAAUUCGAGAGCAAGCAAGCUCAUCAGUUCAGCAGACGGAUUUGUCUUAUUGUGACAGUAGGACAUGGCCGGAAAUAUACUUAACCGAAUAAUGGAAGGCUAAUGCGUAAUAGCCAACUCAUAAGCAUGCUUUAUGGAGGCCCGGUUGAACAAUUCUCUCCAUUGAUAGAAGAAUUUUAGAUUUUGACCAAUACCUCGUGGACUGCUUCAUUCUGUAAGCAACUCAGGCGUACCCUAAAAUAAUCUCUAAAACCUGUCGCACACGAACUUGGAAACCCAUUGAACGACGAGUAUGUAUGCCAUCUUCUAGAACAGUUGUUCUCAACUAAUGUAACGCGUCACACUAGUGACAAAUUUGGUCAGAACAUUCAACGACAAUAAAGGCCUUAGAGAACCUGGUGAGAGAUUUUAGCGGUCGUUAAUGCUCCACUUACUCACAGAAAUCAUAUUACAUUGUUUUAUGUCAUUCAUGUCUCAUGAUCUUACCAUAAAGCAUGAUACUAAUGACGCAUUUCACCGAAAUGACUUUUGCUUUGAAGGUCUUUCCCGUCCAUAAAAGAUUGUUUGUGCCGCGAAUAGCCGUACAUUUUGAAAUUGGGGCUCAAUAAGAUGGGAUCGGGUAGCGAUGGCAUAGCUUAUCUCUUCUGGUUAGUCAAAGGGGAUUUCUGGACGCGAACGUAGUAGUUGUGUGAAGACGAGAAAGAACUUACGAUUGCGCAUUAUUUUGAUGACAAAUAUUCUACGGCAGUUAUUGGCCAAGCUUGCUCACUUUCAGAAAACACGUCUGUACUUUAGGGUUAAUGUUAAGAUAGUUGAUCUUCAUAAAAGGAGCAUUUGUUUGUGGAAAAUUGUAAAAAAACGCACUCCCGUAAACUGGAUAAAGCCAUCUAUCGGAAAGUGAAUGAAUUUAAACGGAAGGCGAAAUGUAUCUCUCCUAGUUAUCUUAUGGCCUCAGGGCGUUUUCAUACAAAUGGCCUACAUAUAUAUAUAUACUAAGUAACAUUUUUUAAAAUUUUAGACUGGGGUCCGGAGGCUUUUCGAAUUGAUGACUACUACUUCUGGGUCCCGUUAAUAGCACCUAUAAUUGGCGCAGCGAUUGGGGCCAUCUUAUACGAGCUACUCGUUGGUAUCCACACAGACAGAGAGAGUGAGAAGGCAGAAGGCAAUGAAAUGGAGGGUUUGGAAGGCGUGUAUGAUUCGCAAAGUGAUUACUGA